AGGUGCCGGGCUAUAUCAGGCGGCGCGGCGGCGGCGCGGCGGCCCCAUGGCGGCGCCGGCCAUGGCCGAGCCGCGCUCCAAGCGGCCCCGGGUGACGCUGCCCGCCUGCCCCGCGCACCGCCCGCUGCCCGCCAGCCGCGUCCGCCACGGCUUCCCGCCCGCCGUGGAGGAGGCGCUCUGCGGCGUCACCGGCGCCCAGCUGGAGCUGCACUACUGCCUGCAGGCGCUGGGUGAAUAUUUUGAUCAGUCACAUGUGGCUCUACCAAAUAUUUCAAAGUUCUUCCUGCAUCAAGCUCUGGAAGAGAGAAAAGCCGCGGAGGCGUUGAUGAAGUAUCAACAAGAAAGAGGAGGCCAUUACUGCUCUAAAACCAUCCAGAAACCAAACUGUGAUUAUGCAGUUGGUCUGAUGAAAGCCCUGGAACUAGCAAUGGUACAAUGGAAAACUAUGCUACGGUAUUUUGAAGAGCUUUAUGCCCUGAGUGUUGAAAAUGCAGACCCUCAUAGCGCGAGCACUAUCAAGAAACAAUUUAUUGGGCCCAAAAUCCGGAAGAUCAAGCUGAUGGGAGAUCUGCUGACCAAUGCUCGCAGGCUUGACUGUUCCCAGGAUGGCAGAAAUAGUCUUGGGGAUUACUUUAUGGACCGGCUGCAGAAAGAGUUCAGGACCAGCAUAGAGCCAGAGUCUAGUGAUCACACUGAUCACUGCAGCCCCUGCCCACCUCUCCAGCAGUGCACAGGAGCUUCAGAAGGUCUGAAGCGACCCCAGAGAGAAUGCUCCCAGCACAGAAAUGGCAUAGGUCCAAUAUAUGCAACCAUACACUGCACCACGAUGCUGCCACAGUGUAAUGAUGGCACAGGAGCAAAGGUGAAGCAGGGCAGGGAGGGCCUUUAGUGCCGAGGCUCCUGCAGCUAAGGGGCAGCUCCUCAGGCAAACCUGUCCCAAGGGUGGAGCUGGGACCAGAACUCAGGAGACACAAUGCUCUGUAACUCCUGCUGCUUUACACCCCAUCCCCUCAUCCUCUGCUGAGUCACAGCUCAAAAUCUAGCCGGUACCACUGUUUGCUUUAAAUGAUAGCAAGGCUUGCCAGCUAGAUUUUCACAUUUAUCCAUGCAAUUCUUCCUAGAAGCCAAAAGUUCUUAAGCUACUUCUCUCUUAAAUGAUUACCAGGAUUAGUUAGUGCAAAUAAUUUUAAGAAUAUAUAUAAUUUUUAUGAAAAUAAAUAAAAAAGAAACUGCUGCACCUUUAGUGACAAGGAAACUUUUACAAGACAGAAAAUCCAAAUAUUUAGUUUUAUAUUUCUGAAUAUUUUAUAUUACUACUAGCAAGUGUAGUAACAUAAUGAACUUUUUAAAAAGACUUUUUAAAAAGACUUUAAAAAAAAGUUUUUUUGUCUUAUAUUUCUAUCUUAGUAGAAAUUUAAAUAAGUAGUCUAAUGCAUUUAUGAUCAGCUAUUUCAAGUAGCAUAUUUCUUCAGGAUGAAGGGUGCAAACAUUUCCUCAACAGUGGGAAUAAGAAAAUGUGCUGAUUUAUCUAUAGUUAUUGCCUAGUUGUUGGCUUUUCUCAUCCUCAAAAAGCACAUGAGAGAGAAAUUAGGAAUUCUCAUUAGGUGAGAAUUUUAGAGGUUCUAGGGAAUAUUUUGUGUCACCAAAGACAGUAGCUAUAGGACUGUGUCCAGACUUAACAUAGGAUAAUUACUUUAGCUAUGAUAUAGAGCCCAAUCUCAACUAGCUCACUAAAGGUAUUACUGUGGCACUCCUGCUAUUUCUUAUAUUCCCUAUUUGGUCCCAAGCAGGGGCAUGAGAUCCUAGUGAAAAAACAGCACACUUAACUAGAAUUGCAUCAGAGAGAAUGGCUACUCAUUAGUUUUGUCUUUCAAUUAGGGCAGUGUUAACCAACUUGGUUCAAGGGCAGAAUUGUCCAAAUUCCUCUCAUUAGUGUCCUACCAGAGUGCCUCAUUCUGUACCCUGGCUCCCAAGGUCACCUAAGAAGAGGCCAGAUCAGCUGCCUGCAGUUAGGGAUUUUUUGUCAUAUAUGCAUCUUUUAUGCAGUUGGGGCUUGAUUCAUUGGAAGAUUGCCUCAUACUUUCAUGUAAUACUUUAGCUGAUACUCCUGUUUUGCUUGAAAAUAAAUUCAGUUCCAUGACUGCAUCUGCAGUGCAUUCCUCAGUUCACCACCACACCUCAAUUCAAGCAUGCUGGUAUUCUUCCCCAAGAGAUUUUGCAUAUGUAUACAAAACUGCCAAUAUUUUUCUACAUUUAAGUUGUGCAUGAUGGAAGAGAAUGACAGAGUGAAAACAAAUGCCAGAAAACUGCAUUACUAUAAAAGCACUGCACAAUAAAACAUUUUUCAUAAACUCUGAUCCAGCUGCAGUUGAGUAGCAAUUUCUGCAAAGCCCACCUUCUGUUGGUGGUGUAACAUGGGACAGAAAACUACAAUGCAGAUGCUUCCCCAAUCUUUUCUGUGAAUGUGGUUCAGCUUUGGGGUGGGGAUGGGGAACACAACUACUUUAAAACAACCUCUGCAUUCAUCUAUAAAAAUACUGCCAUGUGUCAAAGGAAUGGCUCAAAGCACUUUUAGAAUCAUGCUAGAUUUGCCUGUGUUGAGAUUGCUGCUCUGUAAUACAGAAGGAGUUUAAAAGAUAUUUCCAUCUGGGCUAGAUUCCAUCACCCAUCCUCAUGCUGAGCAUACCUUAUUCAACAAUUAGUUCCACUGACUGCAACUCAACAUGAAUAAGAGCAAUGGAAUCUGUCCCUCUCGGUAUUAAAAUACAGCCCACUGAGUUUGAGCAGAGCAAAGCUACUAAUUGAAUUUUAAACAAGUGUAUUAGUUUUCUACUUCAUAUACUACUAGUAAUGUUUGACCUACUUGUAAAACAACCUUCACCUUUUAAAAGCUGAUGACCUUCUGAAACGUAGUUACAGCCUCCUCCAUGGUUUACAGCACUUAAACUUUUACCUUAAAUAAAGUCCAACAUAACAAACAACCCAACUUCUAAAAUU
Molecule: messenger RNA, 2997 nt
Organism: Pseudopodoces humilis (Tibetan ground-tit)
Lineage: Eukaryota; Metazoa; Chordata; Aves; Passeriformes; Paridae
Product: ferritin light chain-like
Biological process (GO): iron ion transport; intracellular iron ion homeostasis
Cellular component (GO): cytoplasm
Molecular function (GO): ferric iron binding; ferrous iron binding
Source: RefSeq, a predicted model, not a curated record